AUGUCCGUCUUCUCUCUCGAUGCUAAGCAGGGAAAUCCUGUGACCACAGAAACACUUGACGGACUAUGCUCCCAAUUAGGAGUCCAGAUCGAAGAGCAUGAGAAAGAAGACUAUCGUCGUCUGUUGGCCGUCUUUCACGAUGCCAGCGAACAAUUGAUGGAUAUUGAAGUAGACUAUGUCCCUAUCGUAGAUGAGGAUAGAUUCGCCAGAGAGCAUAUUCACUUCCCUGAAAAGCAUGGCAAUCCACACGGUGCUUGGGCCUGGAGAUGCACAGUCGUCGACAAGCAUUCCAAGGGCGGCAAACUUCGCGGCAAAAGAUUCGUCCUGAAAGACAAUGUUGCCUUGAAGGGCGUUCCAAUGCUUCUGGGCACCAAUUUCAUCAAAGACUAUACACCCGACUGCGAUGCUACUGUUGCGACAAGAAUCCUAGAAGCUGGCGGCAUGAUCAUUGGAAAAGCAGUCUGCGAAAAUAUGUGUCACAGCGCCACGAGUCAUUCUUCUGGAACUGGUAUCGUCGAGAAUCCGAUUGCAAAAGGCUAUAGUUCUGGUGGCAGUUCAAGUGGAUCGGGCGUUCUUGUUGCUCUUGGAGAGUGCGAUGGAGCUAUUGGAGCAGAUCAAGGUGGCAGCAUUCGCGUUCCAGCAGCCAACUGUGGUAUUGUCGGGCUGAAGCCAACAUUUGGGCUGGUUCCCUAUACUGGCAGCGGCUCGAACGAGCCUACCAACGAUCAUCUUGGUCCAAUGACGCGCACUGUUCUGGAGAAUGCUGUUUUUCUCGAGGCCAUCGCUGGUACUGAUAAUAUCGAUGAUCGCUCAUUCGCUGCACCACAUCCUUCCAAGAUUCCAUCCUACAGCCAGAUAGUGGACCUUCCCAAGGAGAGACCUCUGACAGGAAAGAGACUCGGUAUCAUCAAAGAAUCACUAUCGUUGCCCGCUCUAGACACACGUGUCAUCGAGACUUUCAAAGCAGCAGUUGCCAGAUUUGAGGCCCUCGGUGCGACGGUCGAAGAAGUCUCCAUCCCCAUCCAUUCCAAAGGCGCAGCUAUCUGGACCGGCAUAUCAAAAGUAGGAGGCUAUCUGACCAAAACCUCCGGCUCAUUCGGUAGACGAGGCCAUCAAAUGCUGACGCUAAACUCGAAACUGCAUCCCAUGGGUCAAGAACACUGGGACAAUGCAUACGUGUCGACCAAAAACAUCUACCUCAAUGGUCUGUAUGCUGUUCAGAACUUUCCUCUUCUGUUGGCAAAAGCAACAAAUCUGUCACACCAACUUCGAGAUGCUUAUGACACCGCACUCAAGACAUACGAUGUCUUGCUCACUCCAACACUUCCAUAUGUGGCGACUAGUCAUGCCUCUCCGGACGCUACACCGAUUGAGCAAAUCACAAAACAGAUUGGGUUGACGACAAAUACUGCUCCUUUCAACCAAAGUGGACACCCUGUUUUAGCUAUGCCUAUCGGAAUGUUGGAGGUGCUCGAAGGUCCAGGUGUAGAUGCGAAGGUGAAGCUUCCUGUCAGUAUGCAAGUGAUUGGGAAGUGGUGGGACGAGAUGUCGGUGUAUGAAACUGCAUAUGCUUGGGAAAGAGCGAAUGACUGGAGGGUGAUGUGA
This is a messenger RNA of Aureobasidium namibiae CBS 147.97, 1605 nucleotides long. Its product is annotated as amidase signature enzyme. Bases 1 to 1605 code for a protein of 534 amino acids. The transcript is spliced from 2 exons. Gene Ontology annotation, molecular function: catalytic activity. NCBI's taxonomy places the organism in Eukaryota, Fungi, Ascomycota, Dothideomycetes, Dothideales, Saccotheciaceae. The record is from RefSeq and is a predicted model, not a curated record.